Stylonychia lemnae is the source of this 2304-nucleotide messenger RNA. NCBI's taxonomy places the organism in Eukaryota, Ciliophora, Spirotrichea, Sporadotrichida, Oxytrichidae. The record is from the annotation of a GenBank genome assembly.
AUGUAUAACCCGCAAAAUCCUAAUCAUCAGCAAUAAUAUAUGAGGCAGAUGCCGUAUAAUAUCGGUGGAGCUCCACCUAUGGGUGCAUUACAAUAAAUUUAGCCUCCCAUACCUAUAAUUCCUGGAUAGCAGCAGCAAUUGAUGACUCCGAGAGAGUAUCUCGACACAUUCAGAUAAGGACUUCGAGUAAUAAGCAAACCUGAUGGCGCAAUGAUUUAAGAGCUAACCAAUUAUGCUAAAUUUUGUCAUGGAUAGUACUCAAGGCAAAUAGUUGACUCUAUAUUUGAAAGAAUAAGAUCAGUUUCAUAAAAUAAGCUAAUCAUCAUCUAUAUUUUGGACAGUAUUCUAAAGAACGUUUAAGGUGAUUACAUUAGAUUGUUCUAAUCAAGGAUAAUGGAGAUAUUUGAAGAUGCUUUCAGUUCACCUAACCUAGGCGAAAAAAGGUCACUUAUUAAGAUGUUCAAAACCUGGGAUCUUUUUUUCUAACCAAAUUUACUUGAAAAUAUUGCUCAUAGAUGCCAGCUUAAUGAAUAUGAAGAUAGAUUAUUAAGUGCUGAAGAUAGGGACAAGGUUAACAGAUUUAGAAGAGAAUUCGAACCAAGAAACCUACCAGAUGAAGUAAUGAGAAAUGGUUAGUUCAUAGCUGGAAGUGAGAGCUAGAUGAAUGCAUAAAGAAUAAAUAAUGGAAGAGAUAUGUUUAACUAAGGCUAGUUUUUAAAUUAGAUUGGUGGAAUGAAUUACCCAGUUGGCGGUGGUAAUCCACCUGAGUCUAAUCAGCCAGGUAUGAUUCCUCUCGGAGGUAAUCAAGGAGGUGGAUAGUAACAAAAUUUAAUGAUGUCUACUAACAUUACUUAAAAUACUAUUGAAAGGGAUUUAAGGACAUAACAAAACUACAAUUAACCGAGUAACUUAGCUUCGAUUUUUGAAAGGCUUGGUGCAUUAAAUCAAAAAAGGGUUGAUAAUUAAGGCUCAGAUUAAAUGGUACAGCCUCAUGGAUUGCAUUAGCUCCCAGCAAAUUAAUAAUUCCAGCAUCAAUAGUAGCCUUAAUACCAAAUUGACCAGUUUUCAUAAGCAAUAGGCUCAAGCAAUAGAGCUAAUGGUUAAGGAUAUCUUGGAGGAAUAGUUGUAGGAGGCAUUGAGGAAGGAAAAUCGCAUAUUUAGCAUCAGUAAAACCAUAUUUAAGGAGCAAGAGGACAUCAAAUCAUUCAGUAUUCAAAUGGAAGUGGAUCAUAUGGUGGCAGCGGCUUAGUUGGACAACCUCAUGGAGGUGUUAUGAGCAGAGGCGGUCAAAUGUAUACUAAAACUCAUAUUGAUGAUAAUUUUCAAAAUAAAACAAAUGUUGAUCAUACUCAAUUCGGUUUCUUGCCCUCUAUUUUAAAGUCUUUCCAAUAAUUCAAAACAAAUCAUAUGCUUAUAUUAGGUUAAGACUCCAGACUAAGCAUGCAAGGUAGCACAAGACCUCCUUCUUUCGAUAAUAUCAACUCAUUGAAAGAGCUAAACUUCUUAGCCAUUAAUGAAGUUUAUGAAGGAGUAAAGUUUUAAUGUGCCAUUUGCGGAAUGAGAUUCAUUAGAAAUUAGAUAUUGAAAAAGCAUCUAGAUAUGCAUUUCAAUAAGAAUAAUGAAUUCAGAAGAAGGGGAAAUAGGGCGGUAUCAAGGCCUCAAUUUAUGAAUGAAAAAGAGUUUGUGUAGCCCAGAGCUCAGCAAUAAAAUUAAAAAGCAGGAGGCUAGUCAGGCAAUUAGAAUUAGAAAAUUACAGAUGAUAUGGUACCAUACAAUAACAGAGAAACUGCUUGCUUUAUCUGUAAAGAGGUAUUUGAUGUGGUAUUUGAUGAUGAGGAGGAAGCUUGGUAUUUUAUGUCAGCAAAGAAAAUAAGAUUAAAUACCAAAGAGAAUAAAAAGUCAACAAUCGUUGUCCACUCAGAUUGCAUGAAGUAAAUAGAGCUAAACAGGGAGCUCCAAAAAUAAUUGAAGGACUCAGCUGUUGUUUAAAACGGCCAUCCGGACAAACUUACUGUCUAAAGGAGUGCAUCGACUAACCUCUCUAAUCCUGGAAUUUAAGUAAUUACUUAAGAAGAUAAGAACUAAAAUCUACAACUCUAUAAUCAUACUUCCGGUACUAAAAAUUGUAAUGAAAUCGAAAAUCAUAGCUCUUCUAAGCAAUAUGAGGGUGAUUCUGAAUUGAUAAAUGGAAAUACUCACGGUGAUGUUAUCUAUCAAUAAUUGAAAGAAAGAGUUGAUUUAGAGGCACUAGAAAAGUAAAUUCGGGGAAUUAAGAGCAGCAAAAGACAGUUUCUGGGAAUUUGA